AUGAAGUAUAUAGGAGGCUAUGGUGCGACGGUCCAAACGGGAUACUUGCGUAGAAAAAGACUAUACCAGCAGGACCAAUGCUCGCAGGCCUCGAAGGAGGAACGGCUUCGGCCCCGCAAGCUGGGUGCCACUUCGUCGGCGGCGGCGCUGCAGUCAUCGUUCCGGAGCCCCGAGGCAAGCAGCAGCAGCAGCCGGCAGCUGUUUCCGCGGCGGACGCAGUCGCUUCCGGGAUCGAAGACGAGCCGCUUCCGGGCUGUGAGCCGCGAGCCGCCCCAGUCGGACUUGGAGGAGAACACCAUCGUGGUCACCAGGGGACGCCACGCGCAGCAGCGACACACGCCCCUACUGGCGGCCGCCGGGACGCGGCUGCGAUACGUGCCCGCCAGGAACACACAUACGGUACGGCUGAACCGCUUCAAGGUGCGCCUGACGGCGCGCCCCGAUGCGUCGUCCGAGCCGUCUUCGGCUGAGGAAGAGCCGGCGGCCGCCACACCGUCGUCCAUGUCCUCGGCUCCUCCGCCGGUGGAGGCGAGCGACGACGUGGACCCGCUGGUGUCCAUCGACCCGGCGCGGGUGCGCUACGAGCCGACGACGCUGACCAGCCUCGUGACGCUGCACGCGGCUCAGGGCAAGUCGGUGGUUCGCACGCUCACCAUCACCACGUCGGUGCCUCGCACGCUCGAGCCCUCUGAGCUCGUCUCCAACGGGAUCCUCGAAGGUUCCGAGGGACCGCCUGCUGCUCUCACCAUGGCCCCCAUCGACGGGUCGGACGAACAGACGCCGCCGCUCGUCGUCUCCAGUUUGUCUAAUCUCCCUGGAUAUCUCUUCCUCUCGGCACAUGGCACGGCUACAUCCAUGGAACCUUCGUGGCCGCUCGGACCUCGGCUUGCGCAACAGUACUUCCAGCGUCUACCCUACAAGUCCAUGGGUGGCGCGAACGACCGAUUUCAGCGAGAGUUCUUGAACGUGGAAUUUGGUCACGGCUGCCGCGUCUACGAUCGGCUGUGGUCUGAUGUCAAUCUGUCUACUCUAAACUCGGUUCGAGACUUUGAGAAGCGCAAUGUCGCCGUGCAAGUGUUGCGCAAAGCGUUUCCCGCCGAAAACGUACGACCCCGGAGAGAUGAAGGGAGGGAGCAGUUCCUGCAGCAAUACCUGCAGCAGUACCUGCAGCAGCAGGGAGGGAGCAGUACCUGA
This is a messenger RNA of Dermacentor silvarum, 1194 nucleotides long. RefSeq lists its product as uncharacterized. Bases 1 to 1194 code for a protein of 397 amino acids. The transcript has 5 exons. NCBI's taxonomy places the organism in Eukaryota, Metazoa, Arthropoda, Arachnida, Ixodida, Ixodidae. The record is from RefSeq and is a predicted model, not a curated record.